AUGGGUUCCUGGAUGCCACUUACAUUUGUUAAUUUACUUCGAGAUAUUGGAAUUAGCUUUUUGGAAACACAGAUGUAUUUUAAAUUACUUAAUGUUCAUGCUGUAGCAAUGACUUCUGUUGUCUCUAAUCCUUUAUUAUAUUUUUAUAUGAGCAAAAGGCAUAGACGAGCUCUUCGCGAUGAUAUGUAUUGGUUAACAAAUGCACGUCGCCAACAAAAUCAACAUGUUGGCGGCCUUUUAGCCAAAUUUACUCCAAGUCCUUCUAUAGGGCUUUUAUACAAGAAAAGUUUAGAAAGGCAUAUACUUCAAAAUGCUACAGCUAAAUAUAAUCCUUAUAGACGGGGUACUUUAGCAGAUCCAACAACUCUUGGGAGAGAAAAAGCAUUACAAGAAAUGCAUGCAAACUGUUUUUUAUUGGUUCCAUUAAUGCCCCUUUGUGUUGCAAAUCAGCAACGUUUAGCAACAAAUCAAAGAGAAAUAUCUAAUAAUAAUAAUAUUAAUUUAAAUUUUAAACGACAAAAACAUCCUAAAUUUGUUUGUGAAGCUUGA
Messenger RNA from Meloidogyne enterolobii, 549 nucleotides. Lineage: Eukaryota; Metazoa; Nematoda; Chromadorea; Rhabditida; Meloidogynidae. The record is from the annotation of a GenBank genome assembly.